Molecule: messenger RNA, 468 nt
Organism: Ambispora leptoticha
Lineage: Eukaryota; Fungi; Glomeromycota; Glomeromycetes; Archaeosporales; Ambisporaceae
Source: the annotation of a GenBank genome assembly
AUGUAUUGUAAAAUUUGUUUACAAAAACUAAAUGCAGAAAUCUGGAAAUGCCCGGUUUGCGAUUUUCCAUCAUGGACUAGUGGCGACAAAAAAAUUGACGAAUAUUUAAUUGAAGCACAGCGUAACUUAAAUAAAGCUGAAUGGCCUAUAUGGAUUCCGUUUAAUCGAUUUCGAGAUAUUGAACUUAUUGCGGUAGGCGGUUUUGGAAAGGUUUCAAAGGCCAUUUGGGAAAAGCGGAAUGAAGACCCCGAUAUCUUAACUGUUGCUCUCAAAGAGGUUUUUGAUUCUCGUAACUACAACCUAGAUCUUAUAAACGAGAUUGAAAUGAAUUUAAUAAGUCACAAAUACAACUUGAUGAUCUAUGGAAUUACACGAAAUCCAAAAUCAAAUAAUUUUAUUCUCGUACAAAAAUUCUUUUACAAUGGAGCAUUGAAUAGCAUUAUCAAAAAUGCAGACCUAAGUCUUAAA